AAAAAGAAGACAACAACCAGAAAGAAAGAUUGCAGUCAAGUCGUUUGCGCUCUUAAGCUUAAACCUUGUCCCAAAGCCUGCCCUCUAUCUUGCGGAUAUAUCGAUUCGCCGGAUCCAUGCUGUCCGCUUUUAGGCAAGCCUGUUUGUCCGAAGCAUUAA
Molecule: messenger RNA, 159 nt
Organism: Mycotypha africana
Lineage: Eukaryota; Fungi; Mucoromycota; Mucoromycetes; Mucorales; Mycotyphaceae
Exons: 2
Source: RefSeq, a predicted model, not a curated record